This is a messenger RNA of Gallus gallus (chicken), 1609 nucleotides long. RefSeq names its product mesoderm posterior bHLH transcription factor 2 (gene MESP2). The transcript has 2 exons. Gene Ontology annotation, biological process: heart morphogenesis; somite rostral/caudal axis specification; regulation of transcription by RNA polymerase II. The record is from RefSeq and is a predicted model, not a curated record. Bases 577 to 1548 code for a protein of 323 amino acids. Lineage: Eukaryota; Metazoa; Chordata; Aves; Galliformes; Phasianidae. Gene Ontology annotation, cellular component: nucleus. Gene Ontology annotation, molecular function: DNA-binding transcription factor activity, RNA polymerase II-specific; RNA polymerase II cis-regulatory region sequence-specific DNA binding; protein dimerization activity.
CCACAUCCUGGGGCUGGGGCCUGGGGUUAGCAGCAGCUGCGCAAGCAGUGUGGCUCAGUGUAUGUGCACACCCACACAGAUAGCGUGCCCAGCUGCACAUAAGCAUCUCAGGGACGCACAGCAGCAUCCCACGGAGUCAGGGAGACCGAAGCAGCACGGCUGGAUGCAGAGAUACUCAGGACCGCAAUCUCUCAGCCACGCAAGGGGCAGAGAGGUGUGGGGAUGCCAGGGGUGCUGGCACUGGAAGGUCAAGGCCUCGCUGCCCCAUAGCGCCGUGCCGCAGUGCGGGUGCUGGCAGGGCUGGUCGGCACGUUAGCAUCUCUCACGACCGUGUGAAUUGGUCCUUGCACACUUCCCAGCACCGGGCAGUGCCAAUUAAGGGCUGGAGGAGUCAGAACUGACACCUCCGCAAAUGGGUCCGGCUUUCCCAGGCUCCUGACCCAGCCCCAGCCCACACCAUGUAGGUUUUGACACCUCCAGGUGGCCACAGAAGUGUCACCUCGCACCUUGGGCCCACAUAAAGCCAGGGCUGCCCAAGGACCCCCGGACGUGCGCAGCCCCAGAGCAGAGCCCACCAUGGCCGGGUCCCCACUGCUGCUCCACGGCCUCCAGACCCCGACAACCGCCUCCCUGACCCCACCCAGGGAGCUCUGCAGACCCGGCAGCGGGGCCGGGCUGAGGCGGUGUGGGGGUCCCGCGGGCAGGAGGGGAUCAGGGGUGGCCGGGGGCCCACGGCAGAGCGCCAGCGAGAGGGAGAAGCUGCGGAUGCGGCGGCUGGCGCAGGCCAUGCACCGGCUGCGGCACUACCUGCCGCCCGCGCUGGCGCCCGCCGGGCAGAGCCUCACCAAGAUCGAGACCCUGCGCCUCGCCACCCGCUACAUCGCCCACCUCUCGGCGCUGCUGGGCCUCAGCGAGGAGGUGCUGCUACUGCGCCGGGGGGCGGCCCCCCGCCACUGCCCGCUCUGCCCCCAGGGCCUGGGCUGCUGCCAGCCCCCGCGCCCCCGACUGCGCCCCCCGGCCCCGCAGGAUGCUUCGCCUCCCGGCUUGGUGGGUUGGGGGACCCCCCUGGAGCUGCGCGGGGCUCUGGAUGCAGGGACGGGGACGUGGGGGUCACUCUCCAGUGGCCCCGUGUUGGAGACCCGCCCGGAGCUGCACGGGGUUCCUGCCACGGGGAUGGAGCUCUGGUCAUCACCCUCCUACAGCCCCACUGCGGGGGCAUCCCCGGAGCUGCAUGGAACCCCAGGCUCCAUGUCACAGCCCUCACCAUCACCGCUGUGCAGCAUCAGAGCAGAGACCCCACUGGAGCCCCCCCGGAGACGCACAGCAGCCACAGGUACCGGGACAGCCCCCUCCUGCUGCAUGGAGCCCGCAGCCCCCUCCCUGCAUCCUGGGAUGAGAGCAAAGGCCAUGGGACCCUCGGGACUCCCCACAUGUGGCUCUCAGAUUGGCAGCCCCCUGGACCUGGACAUGUUCAUCUCCUCCGACGCCCAAGGGACCCCUGUCCUGCCUGGCUGCAGUCCCGCACGGCGCUGGGGGUGGUGGAGCUGAUGCGGUGCCCACAGCUGAUGACACAGCACGGGGACAGUGCCAAGGGGCACUGCAGGACACU